UUUGCCGCACCCUUCUUGACCCCCCCGGCCGUCAGCUGAGGAUCCUCCUCUAACAUCGCCCCCAUGCUCUUCUUGUUGCGCAUGUCUCGCGCCCGCCAAUCGCACGAUGCUCUUUCGCCUCGAGUCUUUGGGGAAGGGCUGCGCGUAUGAAGAGCCGCAGCUAGGCAGCUGACAUAUAACAGUGGUGGGUAUGAAUGCCGAGCCUUGUAGCGAACUUGAUUUCUCACGAGGGCUGGGCGCCUUUUCUUCUUCCAUAUUCUUUUUCUCUUUUUUUCAACACCCUCGCCAGAUACCUACCUUGACCGUGCGUUCGACCGGUUGCGGUGGCUGGUAGCGUGACGCGACCGCCAUGAGUGACUAGAUACAGAACAAUUCGCGCCAUCGUGAGGAAUCGAAUCGAGUCGUAAGGUAGUGCACUAUACUUGCGGGCCAGUAUGGCGACGACGCUAGGACACGAAGACUCGGACAGAUUGGCGAGGGUGGCCGAGAUGGACAUACAGGAGACGGCGCAUCCUACUAGCGCUCCUGAGGCCAUGCAACAGGAUGCUGCUGGCGGCCACCUGACGCCUCUUAGCGAUGGCUCCGACUACGGCGAUGGAGUCGAUAACGAGAAGUCCGCCCGCAGCAGUUAUUCGCAUUGGGAUCCCGAGCCCGGAUUCGCCUACAUCGACGGCGACAUCGACGGAACCGGCUAUAAUAAGACCACGGUGGACAUUAUCGCCGUACCGUGCAUUGGCGCUUCUCCUGUCGACACCUGGGCGCGGGAUCCCCUCAGCGCGGGAUUCUUCGGGUCGCCUGUAUCGACCGAGUUGCAGAGAUACUCGACGGUCGGCGAGCUCCCGGGGAAUACCAUCCUCUCGCCCACCAUUGACCGCCACCUACCCCGAGCGGCUCCCUUGUGGGUUCGACAGGGAAUUCGGAAGGAGGUUAACACGGCGCGAGUGAUAUUAUACCGACACCGGGAGCUCUCGGACGACACGACUUUGGACCAGGCCGCAGACGACCUGCUGGAGCAGCUGAGAAGUCUACGCGCUGGUCAGACAAAGUCGCGACCGAUCUUCUUCAUCUGCCACAGCAUCGGGGGACUCGUGGUGAAGGACGCGCUCGUCAAGGCUUACCAAAGCCAAGACUUGCAAUCUCUCAUAUAUGACUGUCAUGGCAUCGCUUUUUUCGCUACGCCGCAUCGCGGCUCCAGCUAUCUGUCGAUGCCCCAUCUUCGCGAGAGCAUUCAAACUCUGCUAGACCUCCAAAAGCCGCUGCCCGAAUCCGUCGCCCGCGAGCUGCGGCUAGGAAAUAGAGGUUUACUGAGGAUGCACGACCAGUUUAUGGAUAUCGCGAGUGAAUUCCGCAUUUGGACCUUCUACGAGACUGUCGAUUCGCAGCUGUCUGGCUUCGGCGGAUCCGAUCGCGACGAAGUCCACUUCAGCGCGCCGUUGACCUCCAUUAAAUCAGGGCUGGUCAGGAGUAGAGGCGAGCAGGCGCUUUCCCUCGAGAGCGACCACGCGCGCUGCGCUUCUUUUGGACCCAACAACAUCCAGACGAUGCAUUCAUUCCUGGCUGAUCUAGGGGCUGCGGUCCGAAAGGCAGAGGAUCUAAGUAAUAGCUUUGAACAUACCCCGCUGGCUCUAAACACGAAGGUCAAGCUGGAGCUGAUCGGAUUCUACGAGGACCCAGACAGCAGCGAAGGUAAAAACAUCAGGCUCUACAUCUCGAAGCACUUUCUGAAGGAAUUCUUCGCGAAGGGACCUGAGACUUGCCUAAAGGAGCGGCUCAGCACAGUGGCACCUAAACGGCGUCGAGGAAUGGUGCGCCCUCAGCGGCCCCAACCCGACCCGUCGCCGAUGGCCAGCGCGCUCGGGAUCUGGAACAAUAUGCAGGAACUCAGUCAUAGGAUUUUCAGUACCGCUCUGCCCGGCGGCGCGCCGGGGAAUUUGGACAACGAGCCAGUCAGUGGCCAGUCGCCCGAGAUCGUCGUGACGAGCCAUACCUCUCGACCGCCGAUGACAAGCGCUGCAACAGAACCUAUUCCGGAUGUCUCGCCGGGACGAAGUCGCGGGCUGACCGUCUCCCCUCUAUCGACGCCAGGAUCUCAUCAGUCUUCUACGAGAGGCAGCAAUGACCUUGGAGGCAGCGGUGUUCCUCUCGGGACGUCGGACCCUGCUUCACAUACAAGGCCGUCGCAUGGGGAUGGUACUACUCACGAGGGGAGGUCUCGUAGUAGGCAUCGUUCAGCUCUUCAUGACCUCACGGCUGGUUUCUCUCGCCCAGAUCCUUCUCGAAGAAAGUUUAUGUGGAUUCAUCUCCCAUUCAAUAAUCCGCAUUGGGUCAAGAAAAUAUUCGACAAGCUUUCUGAGACCCAGAACCGGAGCUAUUCAAAACUUCUCAGUAAUGAAAACUGGGCCAAUAAACAUGUUCAAGGGAGACAUUCUAACUUACAUGCCUCUUACGUGAAGCCUGGGUGUUCUUUUGUUGCUUCAGAAGCUGGCUCUCCUCGUCCAUCGUCGCCGAAUGGCGGCGGUAGGAGCCCGAGUCCUGGCUUCUCCCCAGCGCAUCUGUAUCUGUAUAUCCCGUACCUUCAUUACGAUACUUACGUGAAUGUUGUGAGACGUCGCAAUAUAAUCAAGCGAAGGCUGAAUCACGGGAGGGCAAGGCCUGUCCCGAGGGAGGUUUCUGAACUCGAGUCGCUAGACUCACGGGUGAUUUGGGAAUACAUUGGCCACGACCCCCCUCUGAACACCCGAAGGACCCUGGACCAGUAUGGCUACCCGUCACUCCGGGAUACUUACGCGCGAGACGACGAUCAGAUGUUAUACAAACUCACGAAAGAAAGGAUAGCGGUCCCCUUCCAACGCAAGCGGGACAUGUAUCACCUCGGCGACGGGAGAGAGUCGUUGAGUGCUACAUCGCCGGGCGCUCGCUUGAUAUCUCACGUGAACACGUUGACGAAGACGGAUAUAACCAACUAUUCCGACGAGGACGACUCUGAAUUAGAAAAUGAUAUCCUUGACGGAAAUGUUCUCGUGGUAGACCAGUUAUGGUUGUGGGCAGUUGAUACAACGACCUUGGCAACUUUCUUCCCUAAACGCGAGUCUCACCCGACCGAGGGCCCGUUGUUCCAACAAGCGGAUCUAAGAAACAGCAUUUAUAACGAGCUGAACGGAGACCUCAGCGGCCGCUGCGAAAACGCGUUGGAUCUCGCGGCGUUCGUCACUCUUCAUGCGGUAACCGUGCUACUCGACCGGACAUCCCAUCCAGACCUGGAUGUUUUCCGUAUUUUCGAGGAGGCAAUUGGAAUUCUGACGGAAAAGAUGACCUCGUCGCUCAAGCAUUUCCGAAUGCAGACGUUUCGCGACAAGGUCUUCGACGGUAGCGAUUCCGAUGCGCCUGAAGACAACAGGACCGAAAGCAUUAAAAAGCGCCACCGGCGCGAGUUACAACAAGCCGAACGGGAAAACCGCGAGAACGCGUCUGCUCUUCUCGAGCUCCGGGAUAUGGACGACGAGCUCAACACGAUGAAGAUCCUAUUCGACGAGCAACGGACAACGAUCGAAGAGAUGAAGGCGAACUACGAGAAACCCGACCUCCAACCCUUCACAGAGAAUGGUAGAGCAUUUUUAGACGAGGCGUUGCGGCGAUUGCAAGAUUACCAGAAGCAAGUCCACGAUAUGAUUUCUCGCGUGGAUAGCACUAAGAAAGACUAUGAGAAGCUUCAGGAGAUGGUGCAGCGCCAGGCCCAAGUGGACGAGGUGCGAUGGUCGCGGCUGCAGACCGAACUAGCCAGCUCGCAGAAUCUCUCGGUCAUGAUCUUCACGAUAUUUACCGUCCUCUUCCUCCCGCUGAGCUUCUUCACUAGCUUAUUUGGCAUGAAUACCAAAGAAUGGGGUGGCGAGGACGAUAACUUCGUCAGUCUCAGCCUCAUCGGCGCCAUCUCGCUACCCGCGUCGGCGCUGCUCAUCAUCGUGACGCUCCUCGCAGCGUUCAGCGGCCGCAUCCAGGGAGCCAUUAAAGCGUGCAUCAAGUUCGCGCGGUCGAAGCUGCGGGACACGAAGCAGGAGUUCGCUAAGCUGGAGCCAGAGAGGUCGCGGCAGGCGAAGCAGCGGCGGCGGCAACAGCGCGAGCAGCGUUCGGAGAAGCGGGAGCAGCGGCGGGAGCGUGGCUACGACUUCUGGGAGACGGUGCGGGCGGAGCGCCCCCGCGAGCAUGUCAUCCCCGAUAUGAACCGUAAGGCGGCGACGCGAAGACGGUUGGCUGGCCGGGGAACCUGGAGGAAGAUGAGAGACGAAUAAGCGUAUCGUGGGGGACAGGAUGCGACUCGGACAUUAAAAAGCCAGUAGGUAAGGUAGGUAAUAUAAUGGCUAUUGCGUGAGUGGGAUGGUGAUGAUGUGAAAAGAAAGGCAGAGAUGGCGACUCUGUAUCUGCAUUAAGAGGGGCUUCAUCGAACGUAUGCGUAUAACGAAUCCGUUGGAUGAUUAUGCCUAUAUACCAGUAGUUGACCUAAUAUUACGUAGAUGAGUUGCCUUUGC
This is a messenger RNA of Durotheca rogersii, 4523 nucleotides long. RefSeq lists its product as uncharacterized. The transcript has 8 exons. NCBI's taxonomy places the organism in Eukaryota, Fungi, Ascomycota, Sordariomycetes, Xylariales, Xylariaceae. Gene Ontology annotation, molecular function: metal ion transmembrane transporter activity. The record is from RefSeq and is a predicted model, not a curated record. Gene Ontology annotation, cellular component: membrane. Gene Ontology annotation, biological process: metal ion transport; transmembrane transport. The coding region runs from base 435 to 4286 and encodes 1283 amino acids.